CACACACACACACACACACACACACACACACACACGCUCAUCGUGUGCUGAGCUGAGCGGGGAGUAUAAAAGGGGCUUCCUUCCAACUCAGCGGAGAAGUGCUCUCCUCACUCUCACACACUCCUCUACGCGACGAACGUCUUCUGUCAAGAUGACUGCAGGGCUGUGUGUGUGUGUGGUGCUGGUUGUCCUGUGUACGAGCUGUUCGGGGCUCCCGCUCUCCCCUCAGCCUCUGGACGGGGGCCGCCGCUCCCUCCCCCCCUCCUCCCCCUCCGAAGCCCUCCUCGAGGCUGGCAGCCACAGCUCGGGGGGACCCCACCUCCGACACAGGCGCUCUGCCCCUCAGCUGAAAGCCCUCCCCGCGGCUGACGAGGACCCCAACUCGCGGGCGAACCUCAGCGAGCUGCUGGCGAGACUCAUCUCCUCCAGGAAAGCGUCCGUGCGCAGGAACUCCACGGCGGGCAGCAGAGGCAGCGGCCUGAGCGCCAACCACCGGAUAGCGGACAGGGACUACCUGGGCUGGAUGGACUUCGGCCGCCGCAGCGCCGAGGAGUACGAGUAUUCCUCGUAAGGAGGGGAGUCAGCGCAGGCGAAGGAGGGGCAGGAGGAACACACCCACGCAAGCUGGCUCAUCACCGUCCCACAAUAAGAGUCUAUUUAUGAUGUAUUUGUUGUACAUUCGUUUGUAAGACUGUAAUAAUGCAAUAUACAUAUGCCAAAUUUUGCAGAAAAGCUCUGAUUGUCCAAGGUUCGUUUGUUUCUGGUUUUCUCGGUUAUCUUUAUUAUUUUCGGGUGGAAAGGUUUAGGAUAGUGUGGGGGUCUGUGGAAUAACUGGGCUGAAUAAAGACUGAAAACAUCA
Molecule: messenger RNA, 859 nt
Organism: Betta splendens (Siamese fighting fish)
Lineage: Eukaryota; Metazoa; Chordata; Actinopteri; Anabantiformes; Osphronemidae
Gene: cckb
Product: cholecystokinin b
Exons: 4
Coding region: 152-571 (139 amino acids)
Biological process (GO): digestion
Cellular component (GO): extracellular region; axon
Molecular function (GO): neuropeptide hormone activity
Source: RefSeq, a predicted model, not a curated record